This is a messenger RNA of Anolis sagrei ordinatus, 4874 nucleotides long. The record is from RefSeq and is a predicted model, not a curated record. Lineage: Eukaryota; Metazoa; Chordata; Lepidosauria; Squamata; Anolidae.
AAAAGGGGAGGCGAGAGGGGUAAACAAGAUGGCGGCGGCGUGCUAGUUGCGGCGGCAGGAAGGCAAGGGCGAGGUGGCUUUUGGGGGAAAUAAAGGGGCGCCCUUCUGGGGGGAGGGGGUCUCAAGAGGGCGGGGUUGUAUUUAUCUGCCUAAUUGGAAGGAGAGCGCGGGAGGGCCUGCUUGCCACCCACCUUUGCGUGGAUUUUGAGGAGAGCGGUGAGGAGAAAGUAGGCCUCUCCGGCCCCUCAGCCUCGAGCGAGGCUCCCCUUGGCCUCUCUGUGUGUGGCUUCCUUUCCUUGGCGAGGAGUGAGUGGUUGUUGUCAUCCAGCCCCGCUUCCUGUAGGUCUGCAGCUUGGCACUUGCUUAGAGGCACCAGAGAGGGUUUCAGGGAGCAGUUUGGGUCGUCUUGUUCUUAUUUCUCAAAGGUAUAAAAGGAGACCUUUCAUUGGACACCACUUUGGGGCAGAAGAGGAAUAGAUCCCGAAGCUUCUUAGAUACAGUGUGUGCCUCUAUAUACACACACACACACAUACACACAUCCAGAAGCUUCUUAUUUAUAGUAUCUACAUAUAUAUCCCUUCACAAAACUUGAUAGAGGCUGUGGGUGCGUUUAUGUUGCCAUAACUAGUGGCCCACCUUCCUAAGGGAAAAUUACUUCAGUUGUGUUGGAUGCAAACCCGACUCUGGUUUCCUAUAGCACAGCAAAGCCCUGUUCCCUUGGCUUGCUUUUCUCCCACAUUCAGGAGGGAAAGGACUGUGCCCUUCACCUUUGUUGCUGUCUGCUUCCCCUUUCAGGAACAGGUUUCCUUUCCUCUUCCGCACCCCUUUAAUACUCCCAGUUGCUCUUGGAAAUCACCAUGGUGUUUGGAGUGGCCUCAUUAAUUGUUCCCUUUUCUAAACAGAUUGUUGUUGGUCCUUCCACAGUUGUUGGUGUUUCUGUGUCUCUGUUGUUUGCCCUCCGUUCAGUUCUGUUCUUCCCCUAAUUUCUGCUGAGUGGCACAGGCCUCCUUUGGGAUUUAGUCAGCUACUUGUGUUCCUCCCAUAGCAGAAUGUCGUUUGAGAGAAACUCCUUCCCUGAGCGGUGCCCUCGGAUGUUAUUGAGUUGAGGCUGUUGUUGAGUUGAGGCGUGUCGGGUGGGAAUCUCUUCCUGUCGUCAUUCUAUCUCAAGGAAGGCCCACUCUUUUAUAUAUUUAUUUGUUGUUUUGUUUAGCUUCCCCAGGUGCCAGAGCUUUUUGCUUGCAAAGAAAUUCCAAAGUGCAACCACUUCUUUUGCAAUUGAAGGUAGGCGAGAAAAGAUGAGAAGACAGGAUCCGCGUUUGUGUUCUUCCUACCUCUUGCUCCCUGACUGUUGAGUUUACCUGUCCAGGUAGAGAGUCCAGUGUUCUCCCUGUUCUUCUUGUCUCUGAUUUUUGGUGUUACUUUACCUUUUCUUGCUUAGAUUGGAGGGAAAGGUGAAGUGGGCCUUACUGCAAACCAGCCCCUUCUACAAAACAUUGGGGUUGAUGAAGACGGUUCAGAGGCUAUUUCCCUGGAGAAGUAUAGUGUCUUAAUCUGAGGGAAUUGGUUGAGUCACUUAAGCUUGAGUUUGCUCUGGCCUUCUCCCCUUUUGCGGUGGGAGCUUAACACUGGGAGACGUGAGUACUUCUUGCCUGCCUUCCUGCCUGCCUAAAAGCUUUGCCAUCUGGAGCACUGGGGUGACACAUCAUGUGUCAGGCAGACCCCAGGCUGUUGAAGGAUGCCCCUGGAAGUACUUACUACUAGGCACGGAAGGCCUCAAACCUUUGUUGCUGACCCUGUUGACAUCAGCAUUGACAAUUCCUUUAAAGAGACUUGGUUCCAGCUACCCAACGGCUGAGAGAGAGGGCCCUUCCCAGGAGGCCAUCUAUACCUGUGUGGCGAAAUCAGCAGAAGUAGUUGGUUUCGGUCCUUCACUUUGACAGCGGAAGCCACCAUUACCUCCUGGCGAUGGAAUCCCCAUAUAGGAGCUAAUUUGCUGCUUUGAUUUUAAAUGUGGCCAGCAUUUGAAUGAUGACAUAGGUGUCAAGCAAAGGAGGACUUCGAAAGGUGGGAAAACACUGGCCUGAAGAUUUGCAGCACAAAGCAACAUCUGAAAGUUAAAGCUAACUCAACGGAACAGGAGGGAAAAAAGCUUAAUAUUUCUUUCCUUUAUCCAUCUUACAUGCACAUGUUCUUUACAAGAGGCACUGUGGUAUUGGAAUAAGUUGCUGGAUCUCUGCAGGACCUUGUUGGGCCAUCAGAAGAAUUCUCAGAGCCUCUUGUGAGUUGUAUUUUUCAUUUUUAAAUUAAGCUGUUUGUACAAUCUUCUGGACAACUUCUUACUGACUUUCCUUCGCUGAAUCUGUCUCCUUCGUGUCCUAUCAUCCCCACCCCUCCACUCAAAAGUUGGGAAUAAAAGGGAGAGACUUGGAUACACCAGGAAACUGGAUUUAUAAUUUUUUGACGCACAUCUGUUUGACUAGUUUAGGGUUUUCUUUCAAAAAGAAGUCCAAGAUGGAUCUGGAGCCCCAGCAGUUAGGUAUGUUUGUCGAAAGCGAAUUGAUGUCGGUGGGCAUGGACACGUUUAUUCAUCGAAUUGACUCCACGGAAGUGAUCUACCAGCCCCGGCGGAAGAGAGCUAAGCUCAUCGGCAAAUACCUAAUGGGGGAUUUGCUGGGGGAAGGGUCUUAUGGCAAAGUCAAGGAGAUGCUGGACUCCGAAACCCUCUGCAGGAGAGCGGUCAAGAUCCUGAAGAAGAAGAAACUGCGCCGGAUCCCCAAUGGUGAAGCCAAUGUUAAAAAGGAAAUACAGCUCCUGCGUCGGUUACGACACAAAAACGUCAUUCAGUUGGUCGACGUGUUGUACAACGAAGAAAAGCAGAAGAUGUAUAUGGUGAUGGAGUACUGUGUGUGUGGCAUGCAGGAGAUGUUGGACAGCGUCCCUGAAAAGAAGUUUCCGGUCUUCCAAGCACACGGGUAUUUUUGCCAGCUGAUUGAUGGUUUGGAGUAUCUUCACAGCCAAGGCAUCGUUCACAAAGACAUCAAACCAGGGAACCUCUUACUCACCACCAACGGAACGCUGAAGAUUUCAGACCUGGGUGUGGCAGAGGCAUUGCACCCGUUUGCUGAGGACGACGUGUGCCGAACGAGCCAGGGCUCCCCUGCUUUUCAGCCACCCGAAAUCGCCAACGGCCUUGACACCUUUUCGGGUUUCAAAGUGGACAUUUGGUCUGCGGGCGUUACACUGUACAACAUAACAACCGGCCUUUAUCCCUUUGAGGGCGAUAAUAUUUAUAAGCUGUUCGAAAACAUUGGGAAAGGGGACUACACGAUUCCGGAAGAUUGUGGCCCUCCGCUCUCGGAUCUGCUUAGAGGAAUGCUUGAAUAUGAUCCAUCCAAGAGGUUUUCAAUACAACAGAUAAGGCACCACAACUGGUUCCGGAAAAAACACACGCAGUCGGAGGCCCUGGUGCCCAUCCCUCCCAGCCCAGAGACAAAGGACCGGUGGCGAAGCAUGACAGUGGUGCCUUACCUGGAAGACCUGCAUGGCUAUAAUGAGGAGGAGGAGGAUGACGACCUGAAGGAGGACUAUUUGGAGGACGAGAUCAUCUACACUCAGGACUUCACUGUACCAGGGCAGGUGCCUGACCAGGAGGCCCAGCAGAAUGGACAGAGCCGACACCGAGGAGGAGGAGGAAUGCUGCUGCCCAAGCCCCUCUGCAUGAACGGGACCGAGACUGGGCCGCCGGGCAACAAGGCUAAGACUGAGCGCAGGGACAGCAAGUCUGCCACCUCCAAUCCGCCCCGCAAGGCCGCCUCUGCUGCCACUGCCUCCUCUGCUGGAAGCAAGAUCCGCAAGCUCUCCACCUGCAAGCAGCAGUGAUUCCCCGGAACCUCCUCCUUCGCCUCUUCUCCCGCCUCCCUUCCCUUCCCGUAGGCAGACGUUCCGUAUAGAACACGCUUACAAUCAACAGACGGAAGAAGAAAGAGAAAGAAAAGACUUUGGAAAAGUGAUGAACCUGGAACGGAGGGUAGGGGGGCGCCGCACGGAAACUUCUUCCCUUCCCUUCCUUCCCUUCCUCCUGAUGCUGUCUGGACUCCUCCUUUGCACCACUUUCGAGGUGUCCUCUUGUGGGACGGACGAGAAAGGUUUGGCGAUCCUUUCUCGGACAAUUCUGCGCUUCGGCUGGCCGCUGAUCGGGACUCUGUAGGGACAGACAGAUGGGGGAAGGUAUUCCUGUUGGGGCCGGAUGGCGGGGUCCGGGUGCGGGAGACGGACAGGGCUCCUUUCUACAGGAAUCCAUCUCUUGCCUUCCUGGGUGUGUGAGAAUCGUUUAGCAAGCCAUCCAAACACGCACUUUAUGUAGUAACUACUGUUAUAUAUAUAUAUAUAAUAUAUAUAUUAUAUUAUAUAUAUUUUCCCCUUUUCUUGAGCCCCUCCCCCCUCUUUUUCGUUUUGUUUUUUUCCUUUAUCUAUUUUUCAAUCUCUCUAUUUCUUCCACAUUGUGAUGUAUUUGAAAAGAUUUUUUAAAAACACCUGGAGCCAGGGGCAGGUGGGGAGGAGUGUUUGAGGCCUUUGGAAAUGGAAAGCGAUGGGGAUCAUUUCAAGGAGCCGAAGCGGGUUCAGGAUGCGGGGGAGAUCACACUUGGUGUUGAACGCAGGGCAAACGCAGUGCCCACCGUAAAAUUGCAAACCGUAAAGCAAAACCGUGAAUAAUAAAAUGGAGAAACAAGUCUGCAUGCUGUUUAUAAAAGGGCUGGAGUAAAGGGAAACGAGUGGGGUUUUGGUUUUCUUCUUCCUUUCCUUUCCUUUUCUUCCUUCCUUCCUUCCUUUUUCCCUUUCUUUUUAAAAAAAUGAAAAUAAAGUUAAAAAGGAGA